Molecule: messenger RNA, 2998 nt
Organism: Beta vulgaris subsp. vulgaris (sugar beet)
Lineage: Eukaryota; Viridiplantae; Streptophyta; Magnoliopsida; Caryophyllales; Amaranthaceae
Exons: 5
Coding region: 58-2847 (929 amino acids)
Cellular component (GO): plasma membrane
Molecular function (GO): protein phosphatase 1 binding; protein phosphatase regulator activity
Source: RefSeq, a predicted model, not a curated record
GAUUAAAUGACAUAGAACCCAUGAAGUACAAUAGUCAAAAGCUCUAGUACAAUACCCAUGAGAAAUUUUGAAGAUAUGAAAGGAGCAGAGGAAGUAGAAAUGGAGAAGGAACUCUAUGUUGCCGCCAUGAAAGGUAAUAUAGAGUUCCUUCAAGAAGAAAAAGCUCAAAGCGACAAAUAUUUACGUAACAAAACCCAUGAAAAGAACAAUCUCAUUCACGUAGCAAUUCGACACGAGCAACAUGAUUUUAUAGAAGCAUCUCUAAAAAGAUUAUUCACCAUUAAUGGUGAGCUUAUUAGUGAGAGAAAUGCCAAAGGAAACACCCCUCUUCAUGUUGCGGCCGAGGUCGGAAAUUUAAGCAUUGUGAAUUUACUCUUUGAUUGCCUUGAGGUCGAAGCCGGUGAGAAGUCAUGGAGUAUACAAAACUUGAAGGGAAACACUCCUGUUCAUGUUGCAAUUAUUCAUAAUAAUGUCAAGGUUGCUAGAUUUUUGUUGGAGAAAUAUUCCAACUUGGCUCGAAUUGUUAACAACUUCAAGGAAACACCUCUUCAUCUUGCAAUCAAACACCAUGUUAACUAUUCUGAAAGUGAAUCAAUUAUGGCGAAAAUGAGACAACCAAUCAAUGAGGGAGGAGUAGCCUUGGCCAUAAAAUUUUCAGCAGCAGAAGAUAUGUCAUGUAUGAUAGAUUUUCUAAUAGAGAAAGGAAGUUGUGUCACAUGUUGGCCUGAUGCAAAUGGUUUGACUCCUCUUCAUAGAGCAGCAUUGCUGAGCAUACCUUACAACCUGCAGAUCAUAAGAACCAUCCUGUACUAUUGGCCGCAAUCGGCAGAGGUCUGUGAUGCUUCUGGUAACACUAUCUUACACCUUCUGAUAAGUAGGAUGCCAAACUACCAAGAAGGUAAGAAUUUACUUAAAUUUAAGGAGAUAUACGCCCUCAGAAAUUAUCAGGAUCAACAAGGAAAUACGCCAUUACACAUUGCUGCAAGGAAUAUGGACAUUAGUAUGGUGCGAGUUUUACUGGAAUCCUCCGCGAAACUGAGCAUCAAAAACAUGGAAGGCAUCUCAGCUACAUCUUUGAUUCUACAACAUAAUUUGCCAGAGAUGCUAAGGAAACGAAAAAUGACGUGGGAGGAAUCAGAAGCAGGGGAUAGAGGAGAUAUAACCUUUCUAAGGGAAAGAAUGAGCAAGUUAGGAAUGGAUUUCUUACUUUCAGAAGAUUCCAAGGGAAGGAAUGUCCUACAUAAGUUGAUGCAAAUAAAGAAUGAUAGCCAUAUUAUGCAUGAUGACUUUGUAGAUUUCAUCCAACAAGUUCUUGGAAGUUUUCCUGCUCUUGUUUAUCAGACAGAUAUUAACGGGGACACUCCAGUUCAUGUCCUUGUGCGAAAUCGUCCUGAUACAACAAUUUAUGUUGCUUCAGGAAAUCAGAAUGCCUCUGACAAAACAUACGAUUUUGUUUUCUCGUCAGUGUGGCGAUCAGGCCUUUUGUCAUUGUUACUAGAGCUAUGCAGUGAGUGUAUCCUUAAAAAUCAACCAAACACACCAUGGUUGGUGCAGAAUGCAGAAGGUAAUACACCUUUGCAUGAAGCACUCUUAGCAAAUAACAACACAUUGGUAAGAAGCUUGUUAGUGCAUGAUUCGAGAUCAGCUGGUUUAGUCAAUAAAUGUAAAGAGGCACCUCUGCAUCUGCUCGCUGGAUGUCCCAUUAACAACGAUGAGCCAUUCAUGAAAGAAGACAUACAGGCGAUGGUAGAAGCGAAAGAUGAGGUGGCACAUUGGCUCGACAAGGAUGGUCUCACUCCCUUACUGAGAGCGUUUCAAGCUGGUAGCCUGUCUACAGCUACAGAACUAUGCACAAUUUGCCCGGAAGCAGCAGAAACAUGUGACGCGAAUGGCCAGACAUUUUGGCACCUGCUUGUAAAUCAUCCAUCAGGAUACUUUGUGUUUCGCCUUCUUCAAAAUAAGGCUUUAAGAGAUUUGUUGAAAUUAAAGGACAAAAAAGGAAACACACCAUUGCAUCUGGCAAUUGAAGGUAACCGUUUUGAUCUUGUAAAAGAUUUCCUUGACAUCUGGGGACGUGAACAUGAGUCAUCCAAGAGCAAAGAUCAUUGGCUAGUAGAUCUAUUAGAAAUACAGAACAAAGCUGGUAAAACCCCUGCUGAUUUAAUAAGAGAAUCACCCAGUCUUCCUCCCAAUAUCGAAAAAAGCCUUAUGGAUAAAAAUGAACUGAUAGGUGUUCGAAGUGUAUGGGGAAUUCCUACAACAGAGAUGAAAACAUAUGUGAACACAAUAGGUAUAAUAGCAGCUCUUCUAACAACGAUAACGUUCACAGCAGCAUUCACAGUUCCUGGUGGACUAGUACAGGACAGUGGAACUCCAAUUCUGAUAAGCAAGGCAGCAUUUCAAGUUUUCAUGAUAUCAGAUAUAUUAGCAAUGUGCUUAUCAAUGAUGGUUUUGUUUUGUCUCCUAUGGAUCAUGGCUACUAGUAACAAGCAAAAUUCAGUGAUGAUACUGGAUUUCAGCGUAUCAUUGCUGCUUGCAUCAUUUUUCGCGACUCUGCUAACUUUCAUGGCGGGUUUGUAUGUAACUACAUUCCCUGUCGAACCAUGGAUCGCGAUUGUGACAUUAGUUCUGUGCUCUUUGCUGAUGCUGCUGGUCCACAAAUUUCUUGUCAUCAAUUUGUUGAUCCCUUGUGGAAAAGCUGUAAUUAUUUUUGUGAGGAUGUUUUGGUGGUGUGCUGCUAGAUUAUGCAAUAAAAUUAAGAUAUGCUGUAAGAUGAAUCCGAGCAGGCGUAGACUUGGAGUAGUUGGCCAAGGUUACACUCGUCAACGUAGGCUUCUUAGUGUGUAGACAAGAUUAGUGAAGAAGCCUUUUGGUGGGUGGGGAGUCUCUAGCUGCCUUGAACAAGUAACAACUACUACUUUGCAAUCAUAGACGUUUGUAAUAUUCCUACUUUAAUUUUGAUGAUUCUACAUCUAAGAACUGGUAACAUUAUAAUUUA